AUGGGCUUUGUGCAGGCAGCGGGCAGGGCGAGACGAGAGACGAUAUCCAGGCCAGAUAUCUUCUCUCCGUCUGCGGGAGCGGCGUGGUCGUCUUGUCGGCGAGCGUCUGGUCUCUGCGUCUCUGCGUCUCCAGCGAGUCCUGGAGGCCUUCUCGUCUUCUUUGCUGGUGCCUUGCGGUGCGAGGAAGAAACAGGAGAACGAAGAGCAGGAAAAAAGGAGAAUAGAAUAAAACAAGAAAAAAAGAACAACUCCAGUCUAUCCUGUCCGUCUGUGUCUGUCUGUCUGUCUGUCUGUCUGUCUGUGACUGUGUCUGGUGUCUUCUGUUUGUCCUCAACAGCAGGAGAAGAAGAAGAAGAAGAAGAAGAAGAAGAAGUUUUUUCGCCUUCCUUGAUUUUCCUUUUUUGUGCGAAAAAAGAAGUUUUUGAAAAGUUUUUUUAG
This is a messenger RNA of Trichophyton benhamiae CBS 112371, 438 nucleotides long. RefSeq lists its product as uncharacterized. The record is from RefSeq and is a predicted model, not a curated record. Lineage: Eukaryota; Fungi; Ascomycota; Eurotiomycetes; Onygenales; Arthrodermataceae. The transcript has 2 exons. The coding region runs from base 1 to 438 and encodes 145 amino acids.